AUGGCACGCUCUGCCAUUGUCCAAGAAUACGCCCCUCCCUCCUCCACGCCCACCCUCACCCUCGACCACAAGACCAUCCAUGAACGCCAACAAAAUGGGAUCGCCCGCCCCAAAGGCUACCGUGUCUCCUGGCAUGCCAACCCAGCUGUCGAGCCGCACCAUUUCGGUCAAUCGCACCCGAUGAAACCCUGGCGUCUGACUUUGACCAAACAACUCGUCAUGGCCUACGGCAUGCACCACGCGAUGGACCUGUAUCUCGCUCGCGAAGCGAGCUACGAAGAAAUGGCCGAGUUUCACAAAACAGACUACUUAGACUUCCUUCGCCAGGUCAUUCCCGGCGACAUGGAGAACCCAGAGCAAGGCGAGAAUAUUGCGCGCUUCAACUUCGGCGACGACUGCCCCAUCUUUGAUGGUCUGUACAACUACUGCUCCCUGUACGCUGGCGGCUCCAUCGACGCUGCUCGCAAGCUCUGCAACAACCAAUCCGAAAUCGCAAUCAACUGGUCCGGCGGACUUCAUCACGCCAAAAAGGCCGAGGCCAGCGGCUUCUGCUACGUAAAUGACAUCGUCCUCGGCAUCCUACAGCUCCUCCGCCUGCACCCGCGCGUCAUGUACAUCGACAUUGAUGUGCACCACGGCGACGGCGUCGAGCAAGCUUUCUGGUCCACCGAUCGCGUUCUGACCGUCUCCUUCCACAAAUAUGACAAAGACAAUUUCUUUCCAGGCACCGGCGCCCUAGACAGCACCGGACCAACCCACCCACUGAACCCAGGCGCACACCACGCCGUCAACGUCCCCCUCCACGACGGCAUUGACGACGAAUCCUACAUCCGUCUCUUCCGCGAGGUCGUCGGCUCCUGCAUCUCAACCUACCAACCCGGCGCAAUUGUCCUCCAAUGCGGCGCCGACUCCCUCGGCUGCGACCGCCUCGGCUGCUUCAACCUCAACGUCGCCGCCCACGCGCCUGCGUCGCCUACGUCAAAACCUUCGGAUACCAUCGACCCCAACAUCCCCGAAACUGUCGCCUUCCGCAACCACUUCGGCCCAGAUUAUUCGCUCUUCCCGCCACUAAGCGAGAUGCGCAAGCUCGAGAAUAAGAACCCGCGCAGCUACCUGUCUGGUCUUGUCCAGUCCAUCCACGAGCAGUUGCGGUAUAUGCAGGGCGCGCCCAGCGUGCAGAUGAGUUUUAUUCCGCCGGAUAUUCUGGGCCUGCGGGAGGAUACGGAGAAGGAGAUCGAGGAGCAGAUGGAGCAGCAGGAUGAGGCGCGGGAGGAGAACGAAGGCGGUGGGUCUGCGAGUAAGAAUAGUCGACGACGGGAGUUGGAGAGGGGUGCUGGGCAGAGAGGGGAAUUAUUCUCUGCUUGA
This is a messenger RNA of Aspergillus bombycis, 1365 nucleotides long. RefSeq names its product histone deacetylase HOS2 (gene hosA). The coding region runs from base 1 to 1365 and encodes 454 amino acids. Lineage: Eukaryota; Fungi; Ascomycota; Eurotiomycetes; Eurotiales; Aspergillaceae. The transcript is spliced from 2 exons. Gene Ontology annotation, molecular function: histone deacetylase activity. The record is from RefSeq and is a predicted model, not a curated record.